AUGAAGUCAUUCGCCCUUCCCACGGCUGCACUUAUCGCAGGCCUUAUCUCUACGACUACUGCGCAAACCCAUACCAACUGCUACCCUCUCAACACCACAGGAUGUCCAGACAUGGAGGCGCUCGGCGGAAACGUCACCUUCAACUGGAACAAGACUGGCAUCCCGAACGAUGACAAGGUCUGGAAGAUGCCUAACCAGGGCAAGAUCGACUGGGUCGAGAAGGGUGCAACCUUCACCAUUGAGCGAUCGGGCGACUCCCCCACAGCGAACUCGGUGUUCUACAUGCUCUUUGGUCGCCUCGAGAUUGUCAUGAAGGUGGCCACGGGCACGGGUAUCAUCUCCAGUGCUAUCCUGCAGUCCGAGGCGCUCGAUGAGAUCGACUGGGAGUUCCGUGGCGACGACAAGAUGAUCUUGACCAACUACUUCGGCAAGGGUGACACGACGACCUACGAUCGCGGAAAAGACUUCGACCAAGGCUUCAACCCACAGGACGACUUCCACAACUACACUAUCGACUGGAGAAAGGAACGCAUCGAGUGGUAUGUCGACGACAAACUGGUCAGGACACUCACCCCCAGUGAGGCUAAAGAUGGAACACGGUACCCGCAAACGCCCAUGAACGUCCGCCUUGGUGCAUGGGCUGCUGGUGACCCCAACAAGAACGACCCUGGUGUUGUCGAGUGGGCUGGUGGCAAGACAGACUUUACCAAGGGACCAUACACCAUGACGAUCCAGUCUGUCUACGCGCAAGACUACACAAGCGGCGCUGCGAAGUACUCAUGGGCUGACAUGGAUUCGUCUGGUGACUGGGAGAAGGUCAAGGUCAUCGAGGGAAAAUCCGAGGUGCUCGAAGAGAUCCAGUCUCCCCACGGUGUCAAGAACCGAUUUGAAACCCUUUCCAAGGGCGCCAAGAUUGGCAUCAUUGCUGGUGUCCUCGGAGCUGUAGCAAUUGGCGCAGCUGUCUUCCUGUUCUGCUGCAUCAAGAAGCGUCGCGAAGGCAAGAGAGAGCACCAGGCUCUCCUCGCUGAGGAGCAAAAGGAGGCUGCGGAGCUCAGCGAGUACAAGGCUCAGAUGCAAGCCGGCAGGUUUGCCAUGGGGUCCAACAACCGCGUCUAA
This is a messenger RNA of Alternaria arborescens, 1116 nucleotides long. RefSeq lists its product as hypothetical. Gene Ontology annotation, cellular component: fungal-type cell wall. Gene Ontology annotation, molecular function: hydrolase activity, hydrolyzing O-glycosyl compounds; glycosyltransferase activity. Gene Ontology annotation, biological process: carbohydrate metabolic process; fungal-type cell wall organization. The transcript has 3 exons. The coding region runs from base 1 to 1116 and encodes 371 amino acids. Lineage: Eukaryota; Fungi; Ascomycota; Dothideomycetes; Pleosporales; Pleosporaceae. The record is from RefSeq and is a predicted model, not a curated record.